Microtus oregoni (creeping vole) is the source of this 2073-nucleotide messenger RNA. Its product is annotated as pregnancy-specific glycoprotein 22-like. Gene Ontology annotation, biological process: T cell activation. Bases 1 to 2073 code for a protein of 690 amino acids. The record is from RefSeq and is a predicted model, not a curated record. Gene Ontology annotation, cellular component: external side of plasma membrane. NCBI's taxonomy places the organism in Eukaryota, Metazoa, Chordata, Mammalia, Rodentia, Cricetidae. The transcript is spliced from 7 exons.
AUGAUCCAACCGGUGCUUCGCUAUGUUGCUAAAGGUGAAGACGUACUUCUCCAAGUUCAUAAUCUUCCAAAAGAAGCGCUAGUGUUUUCCUGGCUCAAAUCAAACAAUGGGAGCCCAGCCCGUAAACUUGUAGAAUACAAUAGAUUAGCGAAUGUUAUCUCCUGGCUGCCUGCAGAGGAAAUAAGAAAGGAGGUGUAUGAAAAUGGAUCCCUGCUGCUUCAGAAUGUCAUUGAGAGUGAUGCAGGGAUGUACACACUCGAAGUUUUAUACAACUAUUUCAAAACUGAAAGAGCAAAUGUGGAGUUUUAUGUAAAGAAGUCUGUGACAGAGCCCUAUGUGCAAAUCACUGACACCACUGUCACAGGAGGUACAUCUGUGAUCUUGACCUGCGUUUCACCUGAUACUGAUGUCUCUAUCCGUUGGAUCUUCAAUAAUAAUAAUCUGGAGCUCACAGAGAAGAUGACUCUGUCCCCAACAAAGUGUGGACUCAGAAUAGAUCCUGUAGGGAGAGAGCAUUUUGGACUAUACCAGUGUGAGGUCUCCAAUCACUUCAGUUUGCAGACCAGUUACCCAAAGGAGGAAGAACAGCAGAGCCUGAGUUCUGUGUUGGAGCUGAGGUUCUUCUCCUCAGACGGAGGACAGCAAGUGAGAAGAUUGAUGGAGUCCUCUGUGCUUCUCUGCAAGGGGUGUACCCCGUGGCAGAGGCUUCUGCUCACAGCCUCCCUUUUAACCUUCUGGCAACUGUCCACCACCGCCCGUAGGACCACUGUGUCAGUGCCACCCCUAGUGUCUGAAGGAGAUGACGUCCUGUUCCUUGUCCGCAAUCUGCCAAAGGACAUUAAAUCCUUAGCCUGGUUCAAAGGGCAAGGAAACACAACCAAAAAAAUUGCAACAUAUACACGGCACAACGAUUUAAGUAGGCGAGGUCUUGCGUACAGCAAUAGAGAGACAAUAUAUCACAACGGAUCUAUGCUGUUUGAGAAGGUCACCCUGAAGGACUCAGGAUCCUAUACCCUACAAACCUAUAAUAGACAUGGAAAAAAUGUAUCAACAACAUCUGUGAUCCUCAAUGUUAAAGCUUACCUUUGGAAGUGUGGGCGCCUUUCUACCUCUUCACAGCCCAGGAUUGAAUCAGUGCCACCCAGCGUUGCUGAAGGGAGAAGUGUUCUUCUACUUGUUCGCAAUCUCCCAGAGCGUGUUACAGCCUUUCUCUGGUUUAAAGUAGAGAAAGACUUAAAGAAAAGCCUUCUGGCUUUCCACUAUUUUCCAUUCGAAAAACCAACUUUUUGGGGGCCUGCAUACAGUGGCAGGGAAACGGUCAACAAUGAUGGGUCCCUGCUGCUUCACAGUGUCAGUCAGAAAGACCGUGGACUGUACAUACUGCGAAUUGUGAAAGCAGAUGAUGAAGAUGAAGAAGCAAAAGUGCAACUCCAGGUGGACAAUUCCCUUUCUGCGUUCUGCAAUGCUCUCACUCCUUCCCAACUCAUGAUCCAACCGGUGCCUCGGUAUGCAGCUGAAGGUGAAGAUGUACUUCUUCAAGUUCAUAAUCUUCCAGAAGAAGCACAAGUAAUUUCCUGGCUCAAAUCAAAUGAUGGGAGCCCAGCCCGUAAAUUUAUAGUAUACAACAGAACCAAGCCUUCUAUCUCCUGGGGGCCUGCAAAGAGAAUAAGAGGGAAGGUGUACAAAACUGGAUCCCUGCUGCUCCAGGAUAUCAUUGAGAGUGAUGCAGGGAUGUACACACUGGAAGUUUUAAACAAAGAUUCCAAAAUUGAAAGAGCAAAUGUGGAGUUUUAUUUAAAGAAGCCUGUGACACAGCCCUUUGUGCAAAUCACUGACACCACAGUGGCAGGAGGUGAUUCUGUGACCUUCACCUGCAUUUCACCUGACACUGAUGUCUCCAUCCGUUGGAUCUUCAAUAACAGUACUCUAUACUUCACAGAGAGGAUGAAGCUGUCCCCAACAAAGUGUGGACUCAGAAUAAGUCCUGUCAAGGAAAUGGAUAGUGGAAAAUAUCAGUGUGAGGUCUCCAACCACUUCAGUUCGAAGACCAGUCUCCCAGUUUCCUGGCCGUGA